AUGAAGGCCUGCAAGGACCUGGAAGUACUUCGACUGUUAGGCCUGUAUGUGCCAAAGCGCAAAUUGUGCCUCCACUUGCCGGAACCACGACUGAGGGUUCUGUCGCCAGAAAGUCCACCUUCCAACAAGCAUGCCAAGGUUGCUUUUUUGCAGAAGGUUGCUGGACAUCUUGAACGGAUUGGAACCGAAAAAGACAAAGAGAGGAUACGAACGCUCUUUGGAGGACAGCUUGGAUUUGAUGUUGUUGUGCAUGAUGACCUCGAAGAGGAGGCGGUGCUCAAAACGCUUAAAAACUUGGCUGACGAGGAUCACUCAAGUUCAUACUGCCUCUCCUUGUUCCUGUUGAGCCAUGGGGAUGAUGAUGUCAUAACCUGCUCAGACGGCAAAGUAAUUCAACUGUCCAAAGUGUAUUCUAUGUUCGACCCAGAGACCUGUAAAGGACUGGCUGCUAAACCUAAAUUGUUUUUCGUUCAGGCUUGCCGCGGUGAUGAGAAGGACACUGGGUUCCUACAUGACGGUCCAACUCAUACUGCAGCGUGGAGCUUCAAAAGAACGCUUCCCAAAUAUGCUGAUUUCUUUGUCUUCUACGCCUCAAGCCCAGGUGUGCCCGCGUACAGAGACAAAGAUUACGGAUCAGUCUUCAUUCAGACGCUCUGUGAUGUCCUGGAGAGAAAUUUCCACCACAGGGAUUUCUUGACCAUGAUGACGCUUGUCAAGCUUCAUGUGGCAAAGCGAGAUAUUUCCUUCGACAAGCAAAGUGUCAAACAGAUGCCGAACACAAAUUCUACGCUGAGGAAGAAUUUACGCUUUGCGGGCCAGAUGAAGCCCUCCUUCAAGCCCACAGGCGAAGUUGCCCUGCAGUGGCUACGACAGCAGCCCACGUCUACGCCAAAGGCAUCAAGGUGUUGCCACAGCGAUGGAAGCAGUGUCUAG
Molecule: messenger RNA, 933 nt
Organism: Ornithodoros turicata
Lineage: Eukaryota; Metazoa; Arthropoda; Arachnida; Ixodida; Argasidae
Product: caspase-3-like
Exons: 6
Coding region: 1-933 (310 amino acids)
Biological process (GO): proteolysis
Molecular function (GO): cysteine-type endopeptidase activity
Source: RefSeq, a predicted model, not a curated record